Molecule: messenger RNA, 5233 nt
Organism: Episyrphus balteatus (marmalade hoverfly)
Lineage: Eukaryota; Metazoa; Arthropoda; Insecta; Diptera; Syrphidae
Product: rho guanine nucleotide exchange factor 17
Exons: 19
Coding region: 400-5175 (1591 amino acids)
Biological process (GO): actin cytoskeleton organization
Molecular function (GO): guanyl-nucleotide exchange factor activity; protein binding
Source: RefSeq, a predicted model, not a curated record
ACUGACGUCUGCGAAGCAACAAAAAAGAUCAGCGAAAUAUAAACAAAAUUAAUUUUAGAAUUUUAUGACAACUUGUUGCAUCUAAUCUGAUUUAUUCGUCACAUUAAUGUUUGUUAUAAGUUAAAGUAUCAACAGGCACAAGUAUUCUUAAAUUAAGUGUUAAAUGUUUAUUAUUUAGAUUUACCCCAAAUACGCGUAACUAAGUAGAGGAUCUUAAGUAAAUCUUAAAGUGUUGGUAUUCUAUUGCGAAGUAAAAAUUUAGUUGGGAGCCAGAUAUUUGUUUUUGUUGCUCAUAAAUAAUAGUUUUUUUCUUUAAUACCGAUUUAAUUUCACAGCAAUCUUCGAUAUCGAUGUUAUUUUUAAUCAAGUUAUCUAGAAAAUUGAUUACAAAAGAUUGAAAUGUAUAAACCAAGAGACGCAAUUGAUGAUUGGGAACGACAAGUCUCUAAGCGACAAGCUUUCCACAAAUCAACUAAGCAAGAAAAAAUAAGUAAAUCAGACAAAUCGGAAAAACUUAAGGAACUUACCGAACUUUUAAAAAACACACAAAGUUAUAAAAAUCAAAAUUUUUUAUCACCAAACAAAACUAAAGUAACAGAUUUACCUAAGGUAACAGACUCAUUACAACAAAAUUUUAAAGAGCCUCAAAGUAAAGGUUUUAAUAAUCAAUCUACCUUAAAUGAAAUUCAAACGAAGAUUUUGAAUUUGAAACUAAGUAAUUCCAAACAACUUUAUAAAACAAGAAACAGACCAACAGGAAAUUCCUCGCAUUUAACGCCAUUAAACAUGAAUGCUUUAACAAAGCUAUCGCAUCAUCAAAAAUACCAAUUACAAUCUGCAUCAUGCGCUCGAAAAGAAGACUCUUUGACUCGAUCUACAUCUUUCUCUCAAAUCGAACAAUAUUCUUACAGCCAGAAUACUAAUUUAAAACAUUUCCAAGAUGUAAAAGAACACCAAGAUCAAAUGACAACAGAAUACACCGAAAAUGUGUUAAGGAAUAAAAAACUUGAAAAAAUCUUGUUUAUUCAACUUCAAUAUGAAAAUAAAAAAUUAAUAAAUGAAGAACAAAAAAGUAAAACUGACUUGAAAACAAACUACAAAAAUCAAUUGAGAAAAAUUUCAUUGAGUGUAAAGGAAAACAAAAACGAACAAAACCUGUCUGCAAGAAGAUAUAAGCAGUUAGUCUAUGAAAACAGCCAUCCAUUAAAAACAACUACGGUUAAACAAAAAAUGUUCAUAUCACCGGCCCAAAAUUGUAUACAAAUGUUUCCAGUAUUUAAUUGUGCAGAACAGGGUGAUAGGAACUUGAAAACAUUCUUAUUAGAAUUGAUAGAAAUUCCAGAAAAUGAAAUAAGUUCUUUAAGUAACAUUAAAUUUGAAUCUCAAAACAUUAAUCCAACAACUGUUCCAACACUUUCCCUUCACCGAAAAUUUCCUGUUCACCUUCAUACGCAAGUUGAGAACGAAAACAAACUAUUUAACUCAUCGAAAACAAAUAAGACUGUAAUUAAAUAUGAUAAAAGCAUCGAAAAUAAAAAAAGAAUAUCUUCGGAUUUGUUUUCAUAUUGUUUUGACGAUAAAUCUGAGGAGAAAAUACGAACAGAUAAAUCAAAACGACGUAAAGGAAUGUAUAUUGAUAGUACUGAUUGGGCAGACAACUCUCAGAAUCAACAAAGAAAACUAGAAUUAAUAGUUCCUAUAUACAAUUUAAAUCAUCGCCAUUCGUUUACAUAUUUAAAUAGCACAGAAAAGGAAGACGAAGAUUAUACUGGGUCAACCGAUUAUGUUCACUCAGUUUCUAAUGCACCUCCAAAAUACUCUCAACAGAUUUUGGCUUUUCGAAGUUCACAACAAAAUAAUGGAAUUUUCGAUGGUACGGUGAGGCUUUCCGAUUCAAACAAUAGAUCUUUUACAAGUGAACACGAUAUAAAUAUAUACACAAAUAGGUGUAUGUAUGGUAAAACAUUGCAAUCAGACAAAAACACAGUAAGCAACCAGAAUAAAACCAGCUCAAAUUCCCAGCUUUUGACACAAUCUCAAAUUUUAUCGACUGAAACAACUAAAAUCGAUUAUACUCGAGAUUCAGAUGAAAAUUAUAAAGAUGCAUUGGAUAACUUAACGAGUGAUACAAAUAGUUACCUAAAACUUAAUCAUGCAGUUUCGGAAUCAAUUUUAAGUCAGAAUAGAUACUGUAUAAAACAUUCACCACCUAAUUCAUUUUUGAGUCAACAAAAUUUAAACAUGAAUGAUUCAUCAUCGCCUAAUUCAUUUUUAAGUCAACCAAAUUUGAAUAUGAAUGAAUUUCGAAAAAUGCAAACAAAAAACUUAUCAUCAGGAGCAAAUACUACAACAAAGUCAAAGGAAAAAAAUAAUUUCCACAAAGACUUGUUUUCUAUGUCUAAGCUCUUAGUAGGAAUGGCUCAUCGGUCAGACGAAAGAUUAGUUCCAGAGCAACGUCGAAAAUUAUUCACAGAUACUCGUACUCACAUAGCUGAAGAAAUAUAUCGCAAUGAGCAGUCGUAUGUUGAAUCAUUGCAAACAGUUGUAUUAAAAUAUCUGAAUGUUUUGAAAUCACCGGAAUAUGCUGGAAUGAUAGAAUCUAAGACUGUGGACGAAAUAUUUUUCAUGGUUCCGGAUAUUCUUGCUAUUCAUGAAAAAUUUCUAAAAGAACUAAAAAAACGUUUAGAUACUUGGGUGCCGGACCAAAAAGUAGGUGAUGCAUUCGUAGAAAUCUUUUCAAAAACUGAAGUAUUAGAAGUGUACACAUCUUUUGUUAAUAAUUGUAAUAGAGCGAAAAAUGCUAUCCGCACAGCCAAACAGUCAAGGCCAUCAUUUGCUAGAUUUUUGGAGACUACAGCACGUGAACAUAAAGGAAAACUUACCUUGGACAAUCUGCUGAUUAAACCAGUGCAGAAGUUUCCAAACUAUGAAAUGCUUUUUACAAGACUUAUUAAACAUACAAUUGGAGAACAUCCAGAUCAAAAGCAUCUCCAAGCGGUCUUAAAACUAGUUCAUGACAUUUUAGUGCACAUAAACUGUAAGGAAAAAGAAAUUUUAGAAAAUGGUCAAAGAGAGGCAACUCUUCGGGAAAUAGAAAACAUAAUAGAGGGUAUAACAGAUCUGAUAACUCCUGAUCGACAUUUCAUAAUAUUUGAUCUGGUUUCAAUGCCAACUGGUCAAGGGACCAAAAAAGAAAGAGGUUUUUUCCUUUUUAAUGACUUUCUUCUGAUCACAAGUGUAAAAAGAAAAAGCGGAACAAUCAGAAAACAAAAUACCUCUUCUUGUCCCGCAAGUAUUGCAGUUACAUUGGACUCAAUUAAAUACAAAUUUCUAACAAAGGUUUCUCUAGAAAAUUUGGAAAAUAUUAAAUCUAAAGAGGAAACUUUUCGAAGAGAGAGUAAUGAAUUUGAGCAAAUGGCAGAUGAUUCCAAUAAAUUGCAACAAAUUGCUGAAAUAGCUGCAACAAUCAAGUAUCCGCAUCAAAUGUUGGACGAAGUCAUUCAUGAUAUACAGCUAGAAGUUCAAGGUCAGCUUUCUGAACAUCAAUUAAAUGAAACGCGUCUCAAUAUGCUAGAUAUUACUAUCAAUUCACCAAAUGGAAGCCAGCAUCUAGAAGUAAUAUUUAGUAGCGCGGAAAAACGUUGCUUGUGGGAGGAAGCUUUCAAUGAAGCUAAGCAAAAACUAGCUGCAACUUUAGAACGACAUCCGGUUCCAGAGUUUGUAACUUCGAUUCCUAUUGUCAAGACAAGGGCUGGUCUACAGUUCACAUGCGCAGAACCAACUCUACGUGAACCGAAAGAAGUAUGGGUGUGCAAUAGCGACGGAUAUGUUGGGCAAGUUUGUGUUAUGAGCCUCUCCCCGGAACCAAACAUUACGAGCUGUAAUGGUGUGUGUAAUGCUAGAAUUUUAUGUCUUGCAUCAGCCCCAGCGUGGAGCGAAAGCAAGAAUAAACGGUAUCGGAGCUCCUCAAAUGAUAAUACUAAUGCAAGUGAGCUUCAAAGGAGUAGCUCACCUAAAUUACCUGAAGCCGAGAGGAAAAGACUUAGUACAAAUGCAACAAGUGAUAUAAAGUUAGAUUCGAAUAGUUCUAGUGAUGAUUCUGAACCAGAAGUUACUUCAAAAGAGAAUAGGAUAUCCAGUCCAGUUCAUCUUCAUGCAGGAUUAAAUACAAACAACUGUCUUACGAAUCAGAACGCCUCCUAUUCUGACGAAACACAAGGAAACCAAUCAACAAUGUGGCUGGGGACUGAAGACGGUUAUAUUCAUGUUUAUAACUGCAAUGACACAAUUCGAAUUAAGAAAAACAAAAUCAAAAUUCAACAUGCAUCAGCUGUUUACUCAAUCCUGCACAUGGACAACAGAAUAUUCAUUUCAUUAGCUAACGGUGAUUUAUGUGUGUACCAUCGCGAGAAUGUUGGCUGGAAUACAACCUCGCCUCUCUUUAUUUCGAUUGGAACCGUUUCAAGUCCGGUGACGAAACUGAUGAACGUAUAUGGGAAGUUGUGGUGUUCAAUUCAAGGAAUAAUAAAGGUUUUGGAUACUAAAACUUUGCAAGUUGUUCAUCAAAUUCAAGUGUCAUCAGACUCCAAACCAAUAACAAACAUGGCUCUCUCUUGCAAAACUGUAUGGAUAUCUGUGCAGAACUCGGCAAAUAUUAAAUGUUUUCAUGCAAAUACGUAUAUUUUGCUGACUGAAGUAAACUUAGGACCAGCUGUAAAUAAAAUGUUAUCUAGUUGUGAUGACAUCAUUCGUCAACAUAAAGCAGCUUGUUUACGUGUUACGUCAUUAUUAUCGUGUAAAGAUCUAAUUUGGAUUGGCACUAGUGCAGGAGUCUUACUGACAAUAUCCGCCCAAGGUUUUGAGAAUGGAUCAGUUAAUGUUGUCCCAUCAGGUAUUCCAUAUGGACAUACAGGUCACGUAAGAUUCCUUACUUUUGUUGAGACAUCAUCCCGCGGCCAAAAUAGCACUUCCAAGUUAACAGAUUCAAAUUUAAGCAUAUACAAUAAGAACCAAAGAUCACCAAAGCACUGUAAAACCAAGACGCAACAAAGUAAUACACUAGUGAUAUCAGGCGGAGACGGUUUUGAAGAUUUCCGGAGCUCUGGAACAAAUAGCUUGAGUGAAAUUGCUGGACGAGAAGACAGUACAAAUCAUUUAAUAGUAUGGCAGAUAUAAAAUAAAAUUCAUUGUAUUUUGAUAUCUCUACAAAAUUAUAAGAAUUUUCGAAAACGUU